Molecule: messenger RNA, 396 nt
Organism: Lindgomyces ingoldianus
Lineage: Eukaryota; Fungi; Ascomycota; Dothideomycetes; Pleosporales; Lindgomycetaceae
Exons: 2
Coding region: 1-396 (131 amino acids)
Molecular function (GO): oxidoreductase activity
Source: RefSeq, a predicted model, not a curated record
AUGGCCGAGCCCGUAAAUCCUCCUUACGUGCGAGUAAUGCUCUGCCUGAAGAAGAAAGACGAGGUCACAGACGAAUUCUUCCACGAUUAUUGGAAAGGGAACCAUGUCAAGCUAGCUCUUGAGAACAAGAAAUUCGUUGACAAAGUCAUUCGCUACAACCAGUUUCACACAUCACCAAAUCUCAAAGCUGCUGCCCGUGACUUCAAAAUCCCCGUACCGGAAUACGAUGGCAUUGCGGAGGUUUGGGUUAAGGACCUUGAGACGUGGAAGGAGAUAGUUACAGAUCCGGAUUUUGUGAGGGUAAUUGCACCAGAUGAGAAUCAUUUCAUCAAAGCGCCUAUUAACAUUAUGCUGGGCUAUGAUAAUACGGUGCUGGGGGUGAAGGUUCCGAAAUAA